AUGUUUUAUGUACCUCAAAACAUUUCAAAAAUAUCCAUCAGAAUUAAUAAAUAUAAAAUAAAUUACAUAACAACAUGUAGAAGUUAUAAUAAGAUAUAUUGUUUAAUACAUACAUUAAAAAAUAGUUCUAAAAGAAAUAUAAACAACAUAAGAAAAGUAGAUACUUUUACAGAUUCAGAAAUAGAUGAUGACCAUGUUAAGUUGUUGAAAUCUGUUUUAAGGCUUGAAAAAGAUUUUCUUUAUAUUUUAAAUGAGAAAAAAAAUAAAGAGUGUGCUAUAAAUCUUAAUAAUAAUAUCAUAAAUUAUGAUGAUAGUAUAAAAUAUAAUCAUAUUGAUUAUCUUAAUAAUAAUGAUGAUGUUACUAUGUCAUCUUCAAAUUAUUCUUUCAAUUUAAGUGAUAAAAAAAUUGGUUCCUCUUUUGAUGAUAAUAUAAAUUUCAAUGUAUUAUUAGAAAGAAAUAUUUUAAAUGUUCAUAAGAAAAAACAAAAUGAUGAUCAUACAUUUACUAUUAAGAAAUAUAUCCCUCAUUCAGUUUAUAAUAAUGAAAAGAACAUAAUAAAUAAUAAAGAUAUAUUAUAUAAUAAUAGGAUAAAGAAAUUAAUAUAUAAAAAAUGUAAUAAUAUAAUGAAUAUAUUAUUGAAUAAAUCAUAUUUUACAUUAUUAUUAUCAUGUGUUGAUAAAAUAAGAAAUAAAGAUAUUUUUAAUAUUUAUUUGUUUAAAUGUUUAUAUCUUAAUAUUGAAUGGUUACAUAUAUUAAAUUAUAAUAUGGUAGUAUCACUCUUUUUUAAUUUGUCUACAUUAUAUUGUGAAGAAGAAAAAAAUAUAAACAAAUAUAACAAUACAUAUAAUAAAUAUCACAUGUAUUAUUUAUUAAUAUAUAACUCUUUAUUUAUAGAAAACAUAUGUAAUGUUUAUAAAAAUUUAUUACAAGCUAUUAUUCCACUUCUUAUGAGAUAUAAUAAAAAAAUGGAGAGUACACUUUAUUUUAAUGAUAUAAUAAAAAUAACAAUCAUGUUUUUUAAAAUACAUAGACAAAAUCCUAUUCUUAUUACUCAGACUGAUGUAGAGCAUUUUAUUAUAUACAACAAAAUAUCUUUAAUUAUCUAUAAAAUGAAUAGAGAAUAUAAAAAUUGCAAAUAUUAUAAUAUAAAUCAUGAGACGAAUGAGGUUAAAAAAAAAUAUAUGUGUGGUAGAAAAAAAAAAAAUAAAUAUUUAUAUGAAAAUAAUAAUAAUAAUAUUAAUUGUUAUGAUAAUAUACAUAUGAAUCAUACGAAUAAAUUAGUUCAUACAAAUGAAGUAGUUCAUACAAAUGAAGUAGUUCAUACAAAUAAAUUAGUUCAUACAAAUGAAGUAGUUCAUACAAAUGAAGUAGUUCAUACAAAUAUAUCAAACAAAUGUAUAAUAAAUGAAAAUAUUGUUACAAAAUAUUUUUCUUCUAUUGAUGAAAAAACGAAGGACUUGUCAUUUUAUAUAUUUGCAGAUAUGACUACAUUAUUACAUGAAAUAAUAUUGUUUUAUAAAAAUAUAUCAACAAAUAAUAUAAAAAUAAAUUAUGAAUAUAUAGAUGAUACAUGGAAUAAUAUAAUAACCAAUAUAAUAAUAUAUAUAAAAAAUAAUAUACAUAAUGAAAUAAAAAAUAAAGAAAAAUAUUUACAAUCAAUAAUAUCUUUAUUAUAUAGUUUGACAGUACUGAAUUGUAAUAAAAUAUAUGAAAACGUAAUUUAUAUAUUUGAAAGAUGUAUAGAAAUUAUUCAUUACCUUUUUAAUCAUAACAUGAAGAAAAUUAAUAUAAUGAGUUAUGAGGAAUUAAAAAAUAAUUUUAAUAUUUCACAUAAUAAUGUAUAUAAUAAUAAUAAUAUGGAAUAUAAAAAUGUAGACUUAAAAAAUAAAAAAGGUAUUAACGAAAAAGACAAUAUAUAUAACUUGUUUAAUACAAAUAUAAAAUUUAAAUGUAAUCAAAAUAUAGUAAAUCAUUAUAUUAAUAAAAUGGAUCCACUCCUUUAUAAUAGUUUUUCAUUUAUUUUUGUUCCUGAUUUGUUAUAUACACAAGAAACAUGCACAGAUUUAUUUAAAUUAGAUGAGCUAACAAAGUUAUUAUAUGUACUUUCAUAUUAUAAAAAGGAAAAAAAUAAAAAUAAAAAUAAAAAUAACAAUAUUAUUGAAGAAAUAUAUAAUAUUAAAGAUAUUAUUAUUUCCUUAUUACCUUAUGUCAAUACUAUAAUUGAAGAAGAAAUAUUCAAAUUGUUUGAUAAUAAUAAUAUAUAUAGCAAUAGAAAAAAUAUAUACACAUCUAAUCUACAUAUAUAUAAUCAUAUAGAUCCUUUUGAUUAUAAGAAUAAAUAUAGCAUAUACAAAAAUAAAAAUAAUAAGUAUGAAAAAAAUACUUGUUCUAAAUUAUCUUCUUAUAACAAGUAUAUUAAUACAUGUAAUGAUAAUACACAUAUGAUACAAUCCUCUAUUUAUUGUAUUGAAAAAAAUAUAAGUCAUUUAUUAAAUAUUUAUUAUGAACAUAAAAUUAUAGAUAUUAAAAUAUUCUAUAUCUUAACCUUCUUAUUAGCUGCGCCAAAAAAAAAAUAUAUGGAUCUAAUUAUUUUUAGUAAUAUAAUAAAUGCUUUAUCUAAAAUGUGUUAUACAUAUGAAAUGUAUGUCCUCCUUUUUUAUUAUGUUAAUUAUGUGUAUUCAAUAAGAAUAAGUGAGCAUAUAUUAAGUCAGUAUUUUUUUGACAAACGAUUGGUAUUAAAUACUGUUCAAGAUGAAGAGAAAGAAAAGAAAAUAGAAAAAUAUCAAGAGAAUGAAAAGAAAACAGAAAAAUAUCAAGAGAAUGAAAAGAAAACAGAAAAAUAUCAAGAGAAUGAAAAGAAAACAGAAAAAUAUCAAGAGAAUGAAAAGAAAAUAGAAAAAUAUCAAGAGAAUGAUAAAAAAACAGAAAAAUAUGAAAAGAAUGAUAAAAAAACAGAAAAAUAUCAAGGGAAUGAUAAAAAAACAGAAAAAUAUCAAGAGAAUGAUAAAAAAACAGAAAAAUAUGAAAAGAAUGAUAAAAAAACUUUGGACGUAAAAGAUCUAGAAAUAUCUUCUUAUAUUAAAACGAAUGAUAUCAUACUAUCCAACAUAAUAAUAGAUAAGAAAGAAAAAAAAAAAAAAAGUGAUGCCAAGCAAAUACUUCCUUUUUAUAUAUGGAGAUUCUUUUUAAAAAAUAUACAAUUUAAUGUGAAGGAUGAAAAUGUAUUAAAUACUUUACUUCCAGUUAAUAUAAUUAAAAUAAUCAAUGGAUUAAUUUUUUAUAAAAUAAUGGAUAAAAAAUUUAUAGAAAUAAUUAUGACUAGAAUUGAAAAUGAAUAUUCAUCAAAGGGAUACCACAUAAAUACCACAAGGAAUAGAAAUAAUAAAUAUAAUAAUAAUAAUAAUAAUAAUUAUAGCGAGUUAACUCAUAAGAUACAUGUAGAUAACAAAUCCAUUGAAAUAAAAAAAAAAAAUAAUAAAAAUAUGUGUAAAACUAUUAGCAGUAGUGAUAAAUAUUCUGUUAAGAAAGAAAAAGAAAAGUUUAAUUUUAUUUGUCUUAAUACACUCUUGAAUUAUAUGAGUCAUACAAAUGAUAUACAAUAUUAUAAUUUAAAAAUCGGUUUAAUCAAGAUGAUAAAAAAUAUUAUAUUUAAAGAAGAAAAAAAUAUAAAUGUUAGAUUAUUAUGUAGUAUAUUUAUAAGUUAUUCAAGAUUGAAUAUAUAUGAUAGGAUAUUAUUUUAUGAUAUUUAUAAAAAAUUAGAAACACAAAAAUUAUGCUUUGGAAAUAUAUUAAGUAUUCUUACAUAUAUGAAUAAAACUUCAAUAUAUGAUAAACAUAUUUUAAAUAAAUGUUGUAUAGAUAUAUUUAAAAAAAUAAAUGAUACAAAUAAAAUACAAAAUAUUGAAUUAUCUCAAUAUAUUCAUUUUUUAUUUAUAUUAACAUCUAUAUCUCAAUUAUAUUUAUUUAAUAAAUUUCAUAUUGUUUUAUCAUAUAUAUUUAAGAUCCUUUAUUGUAUUAACAAAUAUAUAAAUAAUCAGCUACUGAUAAUAAAAAAAAAUAAUAAUAAUAAUAAUAAAAAUAAUAGUCAAUCUUUUCAAAAUGAUAAUAUAAAUAUUUCUCCAGUAAUAAAAUCAGUACCAAAUAACUUCAUUUCAAUGUUUGAUAUAAGUUUAAAUAUAUUUUAUCACUUUUUUUUAUUAACACCUUUAUAUAAUCAUAAGAAGGUAAUCGACUGUGUAAACAUAUUCCAUUUGAAUAUUCUUAAUUCUUUAUUAUCUUACAAAUAUAAUAAUAAAUAUCACGUAUCUCCAACACCCUCAGAUAUACAAAGAAGUGUAUUAAACAUAUUAAAUAAAAUACUUCUUCGAUAUAAAAAUAUAAAAGUUUUUUAUGAGUAUAAAAUGAAUAACAUGCCUUAUCAAAUAGACAUACUAAUAAUAAAAGGUGCUUAA
Molecule: messenger RNA, 4452 nt
Organism: Plasmodium adleri (nom. inval.)
Lineage: Eukaryota; Apicomplexa; Aconoidasida; Haemosporida; Plasmodiidae
Product: conserved Plasmodium protein, unknown function
Exons: 1
Coding region: 1-4452 (1483 amino acids)
Source: RefSeq, a predicted model, not a curated record